This is a messenger RNA of Coregonus clupeaformis (lake whitefish), 981 nucleotides long. RefSeq names its product caspase recruitment domain-containing protein 11-like. The annotation marks the transcript as partial. Gene Ontology annotation, molecular function: protein binding. The transcript is spliced from 8 exons. The record is from RefSeq and is a predicted model, not a curated record. Lineage: Eukaryota; Metazoa; Chordata; Actinopteri; Salmoniformes; Salmonidae.
AUCACCAGAGUGAAGUCUCCAAUCUCCGCCUCCAAAACUCUGGACCUGCCAAUCAACCCAGAGGACGUUCUCCCUGCAGCGUCUCCAGUUAGUGAUGGAGCGUCUCCAGAUGUGAUGAUGUCAGAGAGUCACCUGAGCAGCACAUGCCCCCCCUCCCCCUCCACCUCCCCCUUUCCCAACCACCCCAACACAGAGCUGCCCAGCAAGACUACCAUGCUGCGUUGCCGUAACGACAGCAUCAUGUCCACCAUCCCCGAGCCACCAGGAAACGCAUCACUGGUCCGCCGGACGCGAGAGGGAGAGACAGACUUCCACCCCCGCGGCCUCGGUGACUUUGAAUGUGAGAGUGUAGACAACAUGGAUUAUGAUGAGGAAAUAGAGACGUGUGGUCCUCCCUCGCUCCACUCCUCCUCCUCCUCCCAUCAGUCAGAAUGUUUAGACUCCUAUGACCUGGAGACCGUCAACAACAUUUUCAGGAAACUGUCUCUGGAGAGGCCUUUCCGUCCAUCUCUCUCCUCCUUCUCGAGGGUCAGCUCUUCUCUGCGGCCGGUCCAGGAGCUUUCGUUGCUAGGCGACCAACUUUUGGCUGAAGUCACGCUGGUUGGUGGGAACGACAGUGGAAUCUUUGUGUCGUCUGUCCAAUCAGAGUCCGGCACUGAGAAGGCGGGGCUACGGGAGGGCCACCACCUCCUUUUGCUGGAGGGCUGUAUCCGUGGGGAGAACCAGAGCAUCUCAUUGGACACCUGCACCCAGGAGGAAGCCCAUUGGACGAUGCAACAUUGCUCUGGACCAAUCCAACUGCACUACCGUGCCAACUAUGAUGGGUACCGGAGGCUGCAGAGGGAUCUAUCGGAGGGAACGGUGACGUCAGGAGACUCAUUCUACAUCAGAACCAACCUCAACAUCUCUGGCCAAUCAGACACCUGCUCUCUGAGCGUGCAUUGUGACGAGGUACCUGCUGACCUUAAACCUAUCCCCUGA